Oncorhynchus gorbuscha (pink salmon) is the source of this 1557-nucleotide messenger RNA. Its product is annotated as glutamine-rich protein 2-like. The record is from RefSeq and is a predicted model, not a curated record. The transcript has 5 exons. Gene Ontology annotation, biological process: pseudouridine synthesis. Bases 28 to 1557 code for a protein of 509 amino acids. NCBI's taxonomy places the organism in Eukaryota, Metazoa, Chordata, Actinopteri, Salmoniformes, Salmonidae. Gene Ontology annotation, molecular function: pseudouridine synthase activity; RNA binding.
UUUCAGCAGGUUGGCUGAGUGGUGGGUAUGGAACCUACCGAUGUGGAACCUGGGAGUAUGGAACCAGGGAGUAUGGAACCUACCGGUGUGGAACCUGGGAGUAUGGAACCUGGGAGUAUGGAACCUACCGGUGUGGAACCUACCGGUGUGGAACCUGGGAGUAUGGAACCGGGGAGUAUGGAACCGGGGAGUAUGGAACCAGGGAGUAUGGAACCUACCGGUGUGGAACCUGGGAGUAUGGAACCUACCGGUAUGGAACCAGGGAGUAUGGAACCUACCGGUGUGGAACCGGGGAGUAUGGAACCUACCGGUGUGGAACCUGGGAGUAUGGAACCUACCGGUGUGGAACCUGGCAGUAUGAAACCUGCCGGUGUGGAACCUGCCAGUAUGGAACCUGGGAGUAUGGAACCUGCCAGUAUGGAACCUGCCGGUGUGGAACCAGGGAGUAUGGAACCUGCCAGUAUGGAACCUGCCGGUGUGGAACCUGCCAGUAUGGAACCUGGGAGUAUGGAACCUGCCAGUAUGGAACCUGCCGGUGUGGAACCAGGGAGUAUGGAACCUGCCAGUAUGGAACCUGCCGGUGUAGAACCUGCCAGUAUGGAACCUGGGAGUAUGGAACCUGCCAGUAUGGAACCUGCCGGUGUGGAACCAGGCAGUAUGGAACCUAGCAGUAUGGAUCCUGCCGGUGUGGAACCUGGGAGUAUGGAACCUAGCAGUAUGGAUCCUGCCGGUGUGGAACCUAGCAGUGGGGACAGUCUGAGGGAACCGACCAGUGUGCAACCAGGCAGCGGUAUGGAACCUGGCAGUGUGGAACCGGCCAGUGGUGUGGAAACGACCAGGGGUGUGGAACCGUCCAGAGGUGUGGAACCCGCCAGUGUUGACAGUCUGAAGGUUCUGUAUCAGAGUUGUGACUACAUCAUAGUGGAUAAGCACUGGGACAUCCGCAUCGACAGCAAGAUGUGGUACGAGAAACACACUGUCCAGAAACAGCUGGGACUCCGCUUCCCUGAGCUGGCCGACCCUGGGACGUACUAUGGAUUCAGGUUCUGUCACCAACUGGACUACUCCACCAGUGGGGUUCUGUGUGUGGCUCUGAACAAGGCUGCUGCUGGCCGGGUCUACCACUGUUUUAAAGACCGCAGAGCGACCAAGGUUUACCUAGCACUGGUGAGAGGCUGGGUAGAGGAGGAGAAGAUGACUAUAGACUUCUCCAUCGGUGAAAACACCACAGAGGGAAGAACACACAUGAUGUGUAUCCAAGGAACAGGCGGUUGUGAGAACCCCAAGCCCUGUCAGUCUCAGCUCACCGUGUUGGAGUACGGAUAUUAUGAUGGAGAUCCUGUUACCAAGGUGAUGCUGCAGCCUCUCACAGGUCGUACCCACCAGCUGAGGGUUCACUGUGAGGCGGUAGGGCACCCCAUUGUAGGAGACCACACCUACAGCCUGGGAGAGGACAGCGCCCCCUAUCGCAUGAUGCUGCACGCACACCUCCUACACCUUCCUCUGGAGCCGCUCCCCUGCAGGCCGCCGCCCCGACCCCUUCACCACGCCCACUGA